UGAUUCAAAUAGAAAAAAAAUAUGAUUGCUCUGAUAAUAGAGUGAUCGGAAAAAAGAAAAAGAACACGUGAAAUUUGAAACGGCCUUACAAGUUUCCUCCCCAUUUUGAUUCAAAAACCCGAAACUGUAGAGAAGAGGGAACACUAAACCCCACCGCUUUCUACUUCUUCAACACCCGAUAAGCAAUGGAAGACGACGGCCCAAUAAGGUUCAUCAAUCUUCUCCAUCAGUGGCGAGAGUUCCCAACCGACCAAGAUGAUUUUGUUUUUUCUUCUUCUUCCCAAGACUCUCUCUCUCAGUCCCUCUCUUCUUCCUCCGAAACCUACAUGCUCGGUUUCAUCAUUUCCAACAUAGUUGGGAUGAAGUACUACUCGGGCACCAUCAAUGGCCGAGAAAUGGUGGGUCUCAUCCGGGAACCCCUAAACCCUUACGAUUCUAACGCCAUUAGAGUUAUCAACACGAGAAUGGUUCAGGUUGGCUACAUCGAGCGAGGUGUGGCAGCCGUACUGGCGCCUUUGAUAGACUCGAAUACAAUCGCCGUUGAAGGCAUUGUCCCGAAAGGGCAAGCUUCCGCUAAAAGGUAUAGGAUUCCUUGUCAAAUCCACAUUUUUGCUAAAGUUGAAGCAUUUCCCACUUUGAAAGAGGCAAUAUUGCGAUCGGGGUUGCAGUUGAUUUCGGAUAACGAUGUGUCGUUUACCCUCUCUGAGGCUAUGGUGGUUGAGGAGAAAAAAUGUAAGAAGGGGAUGAAGAGUGUGGAUAAGAUUUUCAAGUUGGUGGAUAAGAGUUUGAGCAAGAAGGGGGAAUUGCAAGUGUUGGAGCCCCCAAAGGAAGCCAUCAAAUCAGAGCUGUUCUUGCACCAGAAGGAAGGGUUAUGGUGGUUGGCCCAGAGAGAGAAUUCCCGUGAAUUUCCUCCGUUUUGGGAAGAGAAAAAUGGUUGUUAUGUGAACGUGUUAACAAAUUACGAAACCGAUUCUCGACCGGAGCCUUUGCGCGGUGGGAUUUUCGCAGACGACAUGGGAUUGGGUAAGACUCUAACUUUGCUCUCUCUGGUAGCUUUUGAUAAAUAUCCUAGUAGUAGUAGUAGAAGUCUUCCUUUCUCGAUUGGUAGUGGAAAUGAAGAUAAGCUCGAUGAAAUUGUUGAGGAGGGUCAGGAGGUUUCUGUUUCGGGCGGUAAUAAAGGUAAGAGGGGAAGAAUGAGCAAAAAAAGUACUGGAUCGAAGAAGAAACGAAAAGUUGGGGACGCCAGUUUGAUAUUUGACAAGUCUUCUGGUUGUAAAACAACGUUGAUUGUAUGUCCUCCUUCUGUUUUUUCAACAUGGAUCACACAGUUGGGAGACCACACCAUGCCAGGAAGUUUUAAGGUAUAUAUGUAUUAUGGGGAUAGGACUGACGAUGCUGAAGAGUUAAAGAAGUAUGAUAUUGUUUUGACAACAUAUAGUACAUUGGCUACUGAGCAUUCUUGGCCUAACUCCCCUGUUAAGGUUGUUAACUGGUGGCGAGUUAUUUUGGAUGAGGCACACUUGAUUAAGAACUCUAAUGCUUUACAGAGUCAGGCUGUUUGUGACUUGAAGGCUAACCGGAGGUGGGUUGUCACCGGAACUCCUAUUCAGAAUGACUCGUUUGAUUUAUUUUCUUUGAUGGCAUUUUUACGGUUUGAGCCAUUUUCAGUCAAGAGUUACUGGCAAAGCUUAGUCCAGCGACCACUUGCCCAGGGGAACGAGAAGGGACUCGCACGUCUGCAGGUGCUAAUGGCUACCAUUUCUCUGCGAAGAACAAAACACAAUGGACUAAUAGGAUUGCCAACUAAAACUGUAGAGAUUUGUUAUCUAGAACUUUCUACAGAAGAACGUGAAGUGUAUGAUCAGAUGGAAAAAGUAGCAAAGAAUGUUCUACAGGGUUAUAUUGAUGCUGGCGGUCCAAUGUGCAACUAUACCACUGUACUCAGUACUAUUCUGCGACUUCGCCAAAUCUGUACUGAUCUAGCAUUGUGUCCUUCAAAUAUCAAAUCCUUGACCCCUUCUAAUAAUAUUGAAGAUGUAUCCAAUAACCCGGAGCUGCUUCAAAAGAUUGUUGAGGUACUGCAAGAUGGUGAAGAUUUUGACUGUCCGAUUUGCAUUAAUCCACCAACUGAUAUGGUGAUUACUCGUUGUGGUCAUAUCUUUUGCCAUGCUUGUAUUUUGAAAACUCUAAAGCACGCCAAGUCUUCUUGCCCUCUUUGUCGACGUCCUACAACUCCUUCUGACCUGUUUUCUGCUCCACCAACUUCUGUGGAUGCUGACAAUGUUUCAUCCUCCUCAAGGCCAUUUAUGUCAUCAAAAGUUUCUGCUCUUCUGAAACUUCUUGUGGCAUCAAGAGAUCAAAACUCAGCAACAAAGUCGGUAGUAUUUUCACAAUUCCGGAAGAUGUUGAUCUUACUUGAAAAGCCACUAGAAGAAGCUGGUUUCAAGACGUUGCGUUUAGAUGGAUCUAUGAAUGCAAAGAGAAGGGCUAAAGUGAUUGAAGAAUUUGGAAACUCAGAAGAAGAUGGACCAACAAUCUUGCUUGCGAGUCUAAAGGCUUCAGGAACAGGUAUAAACCUUACAGCUGCUUCUAGAGUUUACUUCUUGGAGCCAUGGUGGAACCCAGCAGUUGAAGAUCAGGCGAUGGACCGAGUUCAUAGAAUUGGACAGAAAGAGGAUGUGAAGAUUGUGAGGUUGAUUUCUCGGAACAGCAUUGAAGAAAGAGUUCUGGAAUUACAGGAGCGAAAGAGGAAACUUGCGAAAGAGGCUUUUGGUUCAAAGGAUAGGAGAGAAAUAGGGAUCAAUGAUCUUCGCACCCUAGUCUCUUUGAGCUGAAAAUAUGAGCAUGCUGACAUACCUGCUUGAUAAACAUGUACAUUUUUUUUUGUAUAGAAGAUCGGUGCAUUUCUUUUGCUAGAAACAGAUGCCAAAUCUAUCUAUGAUAGACUUACAUUUUUCAUUGCUUUUCAUGGUAACAUAAUAGAUUGUUUAUGAAGGGGGUUGGAAUGGAAUGUUCAUAGUUCAAUUAUAGGUUUGAGGGUUAGAUUGACAAUGCUUAACUUUGUAAGUAAUCUUAUUUGAACUCAUUUCUUUUAUUUCAA
This is a messenger RNA of Humulus lupulus (European hop), 3100 nucleotides long. RefSeq names its product putative SWI/SNF-related matrix-associated actin-dependent regulator of chromatin subfamily A member 3-like 1. NCBI's taxonomy places the organism in Eukaryota, Viridiplantae, Streptophyta, Magnoliopsida, Rosales, Cannabaceae. Bases 186 to 2834 code for a protein of 882 amino acids. Gene Ontology annotation, molecular function: ATP-dependent chromatin remodeler activity; hydrolase activity, acting on acid anhydrides, in phosphorus-containing anhydrides; zinc ion binding. The record is from RefSeq and is a predicted model, not a curated record. The transcript is spliced from 3 exons.